Molecule: messenger RNA, 3823 nt
Organism: Oncorhynchus keta (chum salmon)
Lineage: Eukaryota; Metazoa; Chordata; Actinopteri; Salmoniformes; Salmonidae
Product: growth hormone-releasing hormone receptor-like
Exons: 13
Coding region: 1-1212 (403 amino acids)
Biological process (GO): adenylate cyclase-activating G protein-coupled receptor signaling pathway; positive regulation of cell population proliferation; cell surface receptor signaling pathway
Cellular component (GO): plasma membrane
Molecular function (GO): growth hormone-releasing hormone receptor activity; peptide hormone binding; growth factor binding
Source: RefSeq, a predicted model, not a curated record
AUGCAGAUGGUCCAGGAUCUGUCCAGUCUGCACCCAGACUGCGAGUAUAUAUUACAGCUGGAGAGAGAGGAGCGGCAUUGUCUUCAAUACAUCGCAGAGCAUGACAACAACCACAGUACACUAGGUUGUCUACCGUUCUGGGACUCUGUGGUGUGCUGGCCAUAUGCUGCAGUUGGGGAGAUGAUCAACACAACCUGUCCUGCUGUCUUCUCUUUUUGGGGGAAUAACACAGGUGCAGUCAGCAGAAACUGCACCAGCAUCAGAUGGUCGCGACCCUUCCCCCCGUACCACACAGCCUGUAGUGUGGGCGACGACGUUCCCAUUCCAGAGGAUUCCUACUUUGCCACUGUCAAGCUGAUCUACACCAUCGGCUACGGCACCUCCCUGGUCUUCCUCUUCAUCGCCGUGGUGAUCCUAUUGCUCUUCAGGAGGCUUCACUGUGCAAGGAACUAUAUUCACAUCCAGCUGUUUGUCACCUUCAUGCUAAAGUCGGUGGCUGUGUUCAUCAAGGACGCCACACUAUUCGCCAGCGACGACACCAACCACUGCACCCUCUCCACCGCAGCCUGUAAGGCAUCAGUGGCCUUCUGUCACUACUGUGUCAUGACUAACUUCUUCUGGCUCCUGGUUGAGGCCCUCUACCUCAACUCACUGCUCCUCUCCUCCUUCCACCACUACCGUCGUUGCCUCUGGGGCUUUGGCCUGCUGGGCUGGGGUGUACCCAUCAUCUUCACAGUCAUAUGGAUUGGAUCCAGGGUGUAUUUUGAGGAUACUGAAUGCUGGGACAUCAAUGAGGACUCCCCCUAUUGGUGGAUCGUAAAAGGGCCAAUUGUUGUUUCUAUCGGGGUCAAUUUCAUCCUUUUUCUGAACAUCAUCAAAAUCCUGAUACAGAAACUGAACCCUCGUCUGAUCCAGUUCAAUAACUCCGACAACUACAGACGGCUGACUAAGUCAACCCUGCUCCUCAUCCCCCUCUUCGGGACCCCCUACAUGGUGUUCAACUUCCUACCUGACUACUUCAAUAUUAGCGUGCGCCUCUGGUUCGAGCUCUGCAUGGGGUCCUUUCAGGGGCUGAUAGUAGCGAUCCUCUACUGCUUUCUCAAUCAAGAGGUCCAAAAGGAAAUCCAUAUGAGGUGGCUGAGGUGGCAGGAUAACAGCAACGGAGUGGUUCUGCCCGGUGCCAAGGGAAGUCAGAUGGACACACAUUUCUAGGGCCACAUUCUUCAUCCACCUCCUCCUUUCUCCAACCUCUAUAUGUGUGUCUUUCAGCGGGGUUGGAAUAAACCAGAAGUUUUCAUUGGACAACGGUCAUAUUCUUCUUCUAAUUCCUGUGGCCUCCACACAUUGCUUCUAGAUUUUUAGAAGGAGAGGGUGCUGUACAUUGUGUCCCUAAAGCAUACAAUGUCCUCUCUUCCCAUCAUCACAAUCUCAUUGCUGAAGGGACCACCACUGGGUUCAUCCAUUGUGUCCAGCUCAAGAUGAACUGUUGCAGCACUGUGAAAUGCCCUUCCUCCUCCUCUUUCUCCUCUUCAGUAUCAUCUAUGGUUAAGUUACAGAGAAGCCUGUCUCUGAGGUACUAUAACAUCAAGGAUUGUAUCCCAAUUCGUAUUGGGACAGCAAAUCAAGUGUUGAUGUUUGUUUUUUUAACAAAACAAAGUUCAAAAAUCAUUUAGACUGGAAAAUAGAGGGUUUUAUGUAUCAAACGUGUGCCUGUUUUUCAUGCUUUAUGGAAAUAUUGUCUUGUAGCUUUCUCUCCAUGUUUCAGUGCCUCUGUGUGUGUUUUGCUCUCUCUCUUUCUCUUUGUGUUUAGCUCUCUCUCUUUCUCUCUGUGUGUUUAGCUCUCUCUCUUUCUCUGUGUUUAUCUCUCUCUCUUUCUCUGUGUUUAGCUCUCUCUCUUUCUCUGUGUUUAGCUCUCUCUCUUUCUCUCUGUGUGUUUAGCUCUCUCUCUUUCUCUGUGUUUAGCUCUCUCUCUUUCUCUUUGUGUUUAGCUCUCUCUCUUUCUCUUUGUGUUUAGCUCUCUCUCUUUCUCUCUGUGUGUUUAGCUCUCUCUCUUUCUCUGUGUUUAGCUCUCUCUCUUUCUCUUUGUGUUUAGCUCUCUCUCUUUCUCUCUGUGUGUUUAGCUCUCUCUUUCUCUGUGUGUGUUUUGCUCUCUCUCUUUCUCUGUGUGUGUUUAGCUCUCUCACUUUCUCUCUGUGUGUUUAGCUCUCUCUUUCUCUAUGUGUGUUUUGCUCUCUCUCUUUCUCUGUGUGUGUUUAGCUCUCUCUCUUUCUCUGUGUUUAGCUCUCUCUCUUUCUCUGUGUUUUGCUCUCUCUCUUUCUCUGUGUUUAGCUCUCUCUCUUUCUCUGAGUGUGUUUAACUCUCUCUUUCUCUGUGUGUUUUGCUCUCUCUCUUUCUCUGUGUGUGUUUAGCUCUCUCUCUUUCUCUGUGUUUAGCUCUCUCUCUUUCUCUGUGUUUAGCUCUCUCUCUUUCUCUGUGUUUUGCUCUCUCUCUUUCUCUGUGUUUAGCUCUCUCUCUUUCUCUGUGUUUUGCUCUCUCUCUUUCUCUGUGUUUAGCUCUCUCUCUUUCUCUGAGUGUGUUUAGCUCUCUCUCUCUUUCUCUGUGUGUUUUGCUCUCUCUCUUUCUCUCUCUGUGUUUAGCUCUCUCUCUUUCUCUGUGUUUAGCUCUCUCUCUUUCUCUGUGUUUAGCUCUCUCUCUUUCUCUGUGUUUAGCUCUCUCUCUUUCUCUGUGUGUGUUUUGCUCUCUCUCUUUCUCUGUGUUUAGCUCUCUCUUUUUCUCUGUGUGUGUUUAGCUCUCUCUCUUUCUCUGUGUGUUUUGCUCUCUCUCUUUCUCUCUGUGUGUUUUGCUCUCUCUCUCUUUCUCUGUGUUUAGCUCUCUCUCUUUCUCUGUGUGUUUUGCUCUCUCUCUUUCUCUCUGUGUGUUUUGCUCUCUCUCUCGUUCUCUGUGUUUAGCUCUCUCUCUUUCUCUGUGUGUGUUUUGCUAUCUCUCUUUCUCUGUGUUUAGCUCUCUCUUUUUCUCUGUGUGUGUUUAGCUCUCUCUCUUUCUCUGUGUGUUUUGCUCUCUCUCUUUCUCUCUGUGUGUUUUGCUCUCUCUCUUUCUCUCUGUGUGUUUUGCUUUCUCUCUCUUUCUCUGUGUUUAGCUCUCUCUCUUUCUCUGUGUGUGUUUUGCUAUCUCUCUUUCUCUGUGUUUAGCUCUCUCUCUUUCUCUGUGUGUGUUUUGCUAUCUCUCUUUCUCUGUGUUUAGCUCUCUCUCUUUCUCUCUGUGUGUUUUGCUCUCUCUCUCUUUCUCUGUGUUUAGCUCUCUCUCUUUCUCUGUGUGUGUUUAGCUCUCUCUCUUUCUCUCUGUGUGUUUUGCUCAAUCUCUUUCUCUGUGUGUGUUUAGCUCUCUCUCUUUCUCUGUGUGUGUUUUGCUCUCUCUCUUUCUUUGUGUGUGUGCGUGUGUGCGCAUGCAUGCAUGAAUGCGUGUGUGUGUGUAUGCUUCCAUGUCCUAUUAUCCAAUGCUUUAGAUUCUGAAUACAGUAUUAGGUCCCCUGGAGGCCCUUUCAUUAGGCUUCUUGUGGCUAUUGAUGGGUAACGUGCAAUGUAUACAGGAGUACUGUGUGUCGAAGACAAUUCUCCCCUGGAGGAUAUUAAAGUUCAUCCUAUCCUUUCCUAUUGGCCGUAAGCAUGAGAAAUACACACAUGUAUGGGCUACAGUACAUCACCACAGGAUAAUUCCUUAGCCUCUAGAAGUGCCAAGAAAUAUGAAAAAAAUAGGACCAAUUCUGUUUGAAUUAAGCUGUGUUAUUUAAUGUGGGCUGAAUGUUCUGUUUGAAUAAAGCUGUGUG